CUUGUACCAAUAUCUAUAUGUUCAAAUAAAAUAAAAUACAACUGGCAAUAGUUUGAUUAUUUUAAGAAGAGUUAGAUAUUAGCUAUCAGCACGAUUUAUUACCAGUGUUUCAUUCUGUUUAAAAAAAAUCAUCAACCAAGUGCAUCUGCACUCAAUAUCAAUAUCGGGGUAAUCAGCAUUCGAUUGAUUAAUUGUAGUCCAUAUCAUGAAGGAGAAAAAAAUUUAAACAAUCAAUAGUUUAACUAGCCUUAUAUUCGUUGUUAUACUUUACAUAAUUUCUUUUCUUCACUUUUAUAGAUUAUACUACUUAAUAUCUAAGAAAUAAAGCACUGAUUUAUAUUCCUGUAGAUCAGUAUUACGCAACUAUCUCAACAAGUAAUCAUUUGUAAAUACUUCAUUAUUUAUCUCAUGUUUUAUUAUUUUGCAUUUGGAAGUAAUUUAUUAAAAGAACGUAUACAAUUAUCAAAUAAAUCUGCUCAAUAUGUUGGUAUUGGAGUAUUAGAAGAUUAUGCUUUAUCCUUUGGCGGAUUAAGUAAUAAUUGGUUUGGAGCUACUGCAACAAUUAAACCAUCACCUUCUGAAUAUGUUAUGGGUACUGUAUGGAAAAUGUGUAUGAAUGAUAUGAAAACAUUAGAUUUACAAGAAUCUGCUCCAAUAAUGUAUCGUCCAAUUGAAAUACCAAUUAAUCUUUUCUCUGAAAAAUCUUCAAUUAUUAAUUGUAGAAGUUAUAUAUUGAAUUCAUCUGAAUCCGGCGAUCCAUCUCCAUAUUAUUUAGAUAUAAUAAUUCGUGGAGCUAUUCAAUCUCAACUUCCUCAAUCAUAUAUUGAUCAAUUAAAGAAAAUUAAACAUAAUGGAUAUUUAGGAAAAUGCAAUCUGUAUAUGAAUAUUCUUAACAAUAUACCAAUAUCUGAGCGUUAUAUGUACCAUAUAACAGAUCUAAAUAGAUUACAAUUAGAAUAAAUAUAUACUAUUUUCGUACUUUUAAAAAUU
Schistosoma bovis is the source of this 990-nucleotide messenger RNA. Lineage: Eukaryota; Metazoa; Platyhelminthes; Trematoda; Strigeidida; Schistosomatidae. The record is from the annotation of a GenBank genome assembly.